Molecule: messenger RNA, 2462 nt
Organism: Dermochelys coriacea (leatherback sea turtle)
Lineage: Eukaryota; Metazoa; Chordata; Testudines; Dermochelyidae
Gene: DBF4
Product: DBF4 zinc finger
Exons: 13
Coding region: 197-2323 (708 amino acids)
Biological process (GO): regulation of cell cycle phase transition; positive regulation of nuclear cell cycle DNA replication
Cellular component (GO): Dbf4-dependent protein kinase complex; nucleus
Molecular function (GO): protein serine/threonine kinase activator activity; nucleic acid binding; zinc ion binding
Source: RefSeq, a predicted model, not a curated record
CGCCCGCCGGCGGGCCGCGCAGGGAAGGAAGGAGGCCAGGCUAGUAGGCCCUUGUUGAAGUCGGACUCGUGAGGCGGGAAAGCGCCCCAGUUACGGGGGGGCUCGGCCCCGGCCCCGGCCCCAGUUCCCCGCCUUAGAGCCUACGGUCAUAACCCUCGGAAAGAAAGCGGACAGAAAAAUGUGACUCGCCAGAAAAAUGAAACCAAAUGCUAUGAGGAUUAGCAACAAAAGACAAAUUACAACAGGUGGAACGCAAGGAAAAACAGAAAAAAAUAAAACUUCUCUGAAAACUUUGAAAAAAGAUAUCACAAAGGCAGAGAAAUCUAAAUAUAAGCCACUUACUGGGAAGGUGUUUUAUCUUGAUAUUCCCUCUAAUCUAAUCUCUGAAAAAUUAGAGAAGGAUCUUAAGGAACUAGGAGGGAGUGUGGAGGGAUUUCUUAGCAAAGAUAUCAGCUAUCUGAUUUCUAAUAAAAAGGAAGCAAAAUUUGCUCAAGUUCUUGGACAAAUUUCUCCAGUCCCAAGCCCAGGCUCUGCGGGCGGAAAUAGUUCACCUCAUCCCAGUAGCAGAAGAGAUCGACAUGAUGGAAAUUCAUUUAAGAUGGUGGAUACAGUACGUCUGAGUAGAGGAAAAUCUUUAGUUGAAAAAGCUAUCAAAGAACAGGAAUUAAUCCCUUCAGGGACUAUACUAUCCAAUGCCUUGAGUUGGGGAGUGAAAAUACUUCAUGUUGAUGAUAUUAAAAAUUAUCUUGAGCAAAAGAAAAAGGAGCUCUACCUGAUCAAGAAAGCAAGCAUUUCAAUCAAAGAUGUGGGGAAACGAUGUGGUGGUCAGAAAUCAAAAAGUCGACUGAAAAAUCCAUUUGUGAAAGUGGAAGACAGAAGCUGCCGUUACAGACCAUUUUAUCUACAAUUAUCCAGCUUUCCUGUUCUCAACUAUUCUGCACCAAAACCUUAUAGUCCAUUUGAUGUAGAUAAGAAGAAUGCUAGUGGCCAAAAGCAAACUCAGUCUAAACAAAGAAACAAAACAAAUAGUGACCAAGACUGUGGUGGUCCAGUUCAACUUCCUCUAAAGGAUAAGAAAAAGAAAGGGUAUUGUGAAUGUUGUAUGAGGAAAUAUGAAGAUCUGCAAACUCACCUUGAAAGUGAACCACACCAAAACUUUGCACAGAGCACCCAGUAUCAAGUUGUGGAUGAUAUAAUAUCCAAGUUUGUUUAUGAUUUUGUAGACUACAGAGAUGAUACACAAAAAAUGAAGAGGACAAAAUGUAUUAUGGGAUACUUUUCUCCUGUUAUUGGAAACAUAACUAAAACAGAUGAGCUGAAAGAACGACUAAAAAGACAACACAUUUCAUUCAACUAUUAUUCUUGGAAAGAUUCUAAAGUGCAGGAAUUAAAACAGGAUUAUCAACAUACAAAAGUAUCCCAGAGUUUGGUACAAAAACUUAACUCCAUUUCUGAAUCUGUAUGUUCUAUUCUUCCUUGUCAUCCAUCAUUUCCUUCCAAAGUAGUAAGUAAGUUCAAAAGUAAUGCUGAAAAUGGUAAAAUAGAAGAUUCCUGUGCUUUAAAUCUAAAAGAGACUGGUUUAUCACCAAACUUCAUACAGCUACCUCCCCAGAAAGACAACAAAACAUACCUUGAGAACUUAUCUGACUUUUAUGGGCAUUCUAGUAAUGAAGUAUUUGAACCUGCAUUAAAUUUAAAUAUAAAGAAUUUUCAAGGAGUGCAAACAAAGUUAUAUACUCAUGGUCAUGUCACUGAUAGUAGCGAAAAAGACAAAAAUACCUCACAGCCAAAACGAAAAUUAAAUAAUCCAUUUGUUCUACCAGCAAAAUAUUUGAAGAAAACAGAUGCCAAUUCAGCAUUUAACAAAAAACAGUUAGAUUUUGGUGUGGAUAACGAUCCACAGAGAGAGCAUCAUAUAGUUCUGAAGACGGAGACGCUAUCACAUUGUUUUUCUACAAGCAAAGCAACUAGUGAAUGUGCUAUCAAUAGUGCACCCAGUUCACCUUCUAGAAAGCUGCACAGAAAAGUAAAACUUUCCUCAGGAAAAAAUAAAAGAGGAAACCGGAAACAGAAUAUGGAGUUAUGUGUAAAGCAAACUGAUUUAUCUGUUGUUGAAGAAAAGAAAAAUGCAUGUUGCUCCCCAAUGCAGACUCUGGUGGAAUUAUUUCAGACAAGUGAAGUAAAUUCAGAUUUUGGGGGUUUUACAAGUUAUCCUGAGAAAAACAAUUCAAGUUGCCUGAAAGAUAUUUGGGAAGGACAAAAUGCAAAUUCUCUGUGGUCAUUAUUUUCUUCUUCCUCUUCAACCCCAUUUAUCGGAUUUUAAUGCUGCUUUAUUUAAAACAAUGACUUUUGAAUAAAUUUGCAAACUGAUGAGGAUUUUAUUCAUGGAAACUAAUUCUUGUAUUAUAAAUUAUGUGUUCAAGUUUUGUUAUAUCAAAUAUACAUGCAAAAACAUGAGUAAA